UAAAGAUAAAGCCCAGGACUCGAGGCGAAAUAUGGCCAGAAACUGCAAUUAAAGUGGCACCCAAUGAUAGCUUGAAAUUCGAAAGAGAGAGAGAAGCAGUGAGUGAGUGCUACGGAUUGGAUUUGGCUGCAGUCGCCUGCAAUUUGAGGCAACCCCCCGCCAAGCCCCCCGGCACCUCCUCCCCCUCUCGCCCAACAAUCUCCGGCUGACAGUGAAAGUGAUUUGAUUUUGCAAUUGGAGUCGCAAUCGCCGCUGUUGUUGCGAGCGACUUUGAACAAUAUUUCAGCUUGUUUGCUGAUCCGAUCAGCCGCCAGCAGCAAAAAGCAAAAUAAAGGCAUUUCUGUUUUUAUUAUUACUCUCGCUCCGGCCAAACCAAACCAAACGAAACAAAACACGGCAAAACAAUAAAGAAAAGUGCAAAGAAAACAGCCACAUAAAUUGCAAGCAAUUUGUAAUCGGGACCCUAAUACAAUUUCUUUCUCUCGUUUCGUCCAGUACUGCCACUGUGCCCCUAAAUCAACACACAAAAUUGGAUUAAUUCUCGGGAGACUAACUCCAAAAAGCGCCCAAGGCAAUUAAGGAAGUGAUUCGUGGCCACAUCGAGAAAGAUACUCCUCGUGGACGUCGUCGCGAUGCGGUGCAGCAUGCAACAUAUCGAAGAAACCGCCUGAAACGCCGCUGUUAAAGCGUCAACAGCAAUUGCCAUAAUUGCCAUUGGAGCACCGCUCGGCGCAGACCAAUAACCGCUGGACCCGCCAUCCCAUCAACCCACCAUCGCACCACCAUUGCAGCACCAAUCGGACCAAUUCAGCCGUCGAAACUGGCAACGAAACUUGCCACACGAGCUGAGCGAUCGGCGGCAGGCACACAGAUUGCCGCGUAUCCCACUGAAUUGUAACAGAGCCGCCGCAGUGCGCCGGAAAAAUCGGAAAAUCCCCAAGAGCCAAUACAGCACACCGAUACCGCGAUACCGAGAUACCGAGAUACCGAGAGCAGGCCGAAAAACCAGUGGCGACGAGGGAUCAAUGAACGCGGCACGCAGCUGACGCCAUUCGGUAUCCAAUUUUUCCAGCAGCCAGCGGAGCGUACGAAAAAAAAAAAAAUAGAAGAAAAACUAACAAAAUAUAAAAACGUAAAGCUGAGAAAAGCGAAACGGACUUGGGCGUUCAAGUUCAGGCGGCGCUAAGCAGGAAGUUGUGCGGCUGCACCUUAAUUGGAGCCAGUGUCAUUACCACCAGGCAACCACACAACCAAACAACCACACAACCAAACAACCAAACAACCGAACAACCAAGCAGCUAGACAACCACACACAGCCACUCAUCCUGCUCGAUGUAAGAUGUUACUGGCCGGCGGCAAAAGCAUUAGCAUUAGCACACGGAGCACAUGGAGCACAUGCAAUCUCGCCUGGACGAGAUGGAGCCGACUGGCGUUGGCCGUUAGUCUCGUUGCCUACUGCUGCUGCUCCUCCUCCCUGGCGGUGGCCACGCCCACCACGGCGGUGACCACGGCCGCCCUCCUAACGGGUCAUCAACUGCUGCCCUGGCAGACGGCGGCUGCAACGUCAUCCUUGGCCACCACGCCAUCCACCGCCCGGAAUCUGUACGCUCCCUACCAGAGGUUUAGUCGGCAGGACGACAUCAGCUUCAAGGAUGUGCGGCAGCGCAGCGAUGGCACGGUGGUGCAGUCCUUCGGCUCCUACCGCACCGCUCGCCAAAUGGGAGCUCCGGUGGCCCAGCGUCGCUCCGAUUCGGCGGCGGUGGAGAUCAUUCCCGCUCCUUCGGUCGAGUUGCCGCAGAGCGAGUUGAUCACGGUGCCCAAGCAGCUGGUGCCCACGAUGCCGGAGAAUGUGACCCGCCAAGGUCGUCGGAGGAACUACAUGUACAUCCCACUCCAGGGGGAGGGGGAGAAUGGAGGUGGCGCCAGUCUCCUGCAACUGCGACCCAGCAGGAAUGCCACUCUAUCCGCAUUGGGACCUCCGGCCGAUGGAGUGGCUGCGGUGGCCCACGAAUUCGGAGCCGAACUGGCCACCCAGGGAAGUCCGGAGCAGCAACCCCUGGAACUGGAACUCGGACCGGAGAGAACUGAGAGAAGUGAUCUCCUGGCCGCCGCCAGUUCCACGGACAAGCUGGAGUACGCCGAGCCGGAGAACACCAGUCGGCGAGUGGGCUUCCAGUUCCCCAGCUACAGUUUGAAGCCCGCCAGUCCCUUCCAUCCGCAGGCCUAUCGGGAGGAUAACCCCAUCUUCGGGGAGACCAGCGGCUACGAACCGCAGCCCUUCAGCGAGGAUGGGGCACCUGCUCCUCCGCCCACGCAAUAUGAGCAGCACGAGACGCGCCACACCCGCCAGCUCUACUUCGACUCGGAUGCCGCCUCCUCCAGCUUUGAGUUUCCCGGCCUGGUCAGCAACUCCAAGCCACAUGGCCUCAAGCUCUACCGCGAUGAUGUGACCAAGUUCGGGGACAUCAAUGGACCGAUCACCGCCUUGCCGCAGCAGCGACCACAAAGGGGCUUCUACUUCGGCGACACCGAGUUCAGGACAGGACCGCCUGCUCCAGUUCGCCAGUUUGGGCCGCAGAAGAACUUCCAGGAGUACGUGGGACCCAGCGAGUACCAGGGGUCGCGGAAGAGCCGCUACUACCCCUUCAAGUCGUCGAGGAGUCCGCGGGUGGUCUUCCCCACCAACGACAACGUGGGCACCACCGGACCCAGCGGCCCCGCCGGCAGCAGCGGACCCUCCGGCAACGGAGUCUACUUCAGCGACAACAUUGCUUUCAGGGACCAGAACUUCGGCAUCAACGAGCUGGCCGCCGUGCAGGACGUGCGUAACGACUACAGCCUGCAGGAGCUGGACAGCGCCUCGGAGGCGACCAGCAGUCCGCAGUCGGCGAGCACGUUCAAGGAGAAAGGCUGCGGCAUUUCGCUGGCCAAACAGACCGCCCAGCGGAGGAUCGUGGGUGGCGAUGAUGCCGGCUUCGGAUCCUUUCCCUGGCAGGCCUACAUUCGCAUCGGUUCCUCCAGAUGUGGAGGUUCGUUGAUCUCGAGGAGACACGUGGUCACGGCUGGACAUUGUGUGGCGAGGGCUACUCCUCGCCAGGUGCACGUCACCCUGGGCGACUACGUGAUCAACUCGGCCGUGGAGCCCCUGCCUGCCUACACAUUCGGAGUCCGCCGGAUCGACGUGCAUCCGUACUUCAAGUUCACUCCGCAGGCGGAUCGAUUCGACAUCUCCGUUCUGACGCUGGAACGCACCGUGCACUUCAUGCCACAUAUAGCUCCCAUUUGCCUGCCGGAGAAGAACGAAGAUUUCCUGGGCAAGUUCGGCUGGGCCGCCGGAUGGGGAGCGCUCAAUCCGGGCUCUCGAUUGCGACCGAAGACCCUCCAGGCGGUGGACGUUCCGGUGAUCGAGAACCGGAUCUGCGAACGCUGGCACCGGCAGAACGGGAUCAACGUGGUCAUCUACCAGGAGAUGCUGUGCGCAGGAUACAGGAACGGGGGCAAGGACUCGUGCCAAGGUGAUUCGGGAGGACCCCUGAUGCACGACAAGAACGGGCGAUGGUACUUGAUAGGUGUGGUAUCCGCUGGCUACUCCUGCGCAUCCCGUGGCCAGCCAGGAAUCUAUCACAGUGUCAGCAAAACGGUGGACUGGGUAUCCUACGUCGUCGGACUCACGAUGAACAUCUAACUUAUUCUCAUCGCAAUCACAAUCGCAAUCGCAAUCGCAUUCGGAUUCGGAUUCGCAUUCGCACCUGCCUGCUAAGUGGGCCACAGAUUGUUUUGUACAUAACUCACUUCAUUCUGCUCCUGACUCCGCUCCGGCUCCAAGGCGCCCUAAUUUAUGGUUACACAAGAGAAUAUAUAUAAAUAAUAAUUUAACGAACAAAUUAGCGCAGUACAAUUUAGCAGUUAGGAUAAGGCUGUGUGUAUCUGCAAGAUACACACGUGUGCGAUAUAUAAUAUUAUUUUGUAUAUUUGCAAGCGCCCUAAAACCUUUAAAUUAAUUAUAACUGAUAAUUACGGUUUAAUUUACUUAGUCAUAUGCGCUGUUAUGUAAUUUUAAAACUAUUUAUGAACUUCAUUUCGUGUGUAAAUAAAUUAUACAGAUGUUGAUAUGAA
This is a messenger RNA of Drosophila ficusphila, 4116 nucleotides long. RefSeq lists its product as uncharacterized. Gene Ontology annotation, molecular function: serine-type endopeptidase activity. The record is from RefSeq and is a predicted model, not a curated record. The transcript is spliced from 7 exons. Gene Ontology annotation, biological process: proteolysis. Bases 1340 to 3685 code for a protein of 781 amino acids. NCBI's taxonomy places the organism in Eukaryota, Metazoa, Arthropoda, Insecta, Diptera, Drosophilidae.